AUGGAUGUCUUUUUAACUGGUUUUCCUAAAAGGCUAUUGGUGGCUGUAUCCAUAAUAGUAAUAAUAGCCAUGUGUACAACAACGGCCGAAGCGCGUUCCGUGGAACACAGGCGGCGGCAUCAGAAACGGCAGCCAGAAAUGGCACAACUUACCAAAGAGACGCUGAAAAGACCAAAAAAUCCUACAGUAGAGAGCUAUAAGAACGCAACGAGGAAAAUAAAACACAAACUAAGGAAUACGAAGAGGUUCUUCGACCAAGACAGGAAGUUGCUGAACGAGACGCGGGACUACAGGGAUGGAAUGCCGAGUUGGCUGCCUACAGUCAAUUUUGUGGACAUCCACUUCCAUGACUACAGGAUGACGAGGAAACCGGGGAGCUCGAUCACGGAGAGAAAGUUCACCUAUCUGAUGCCGAAACUGUACAAGACCCUGCGCGAAUACGAAUUACUCUUUAGAAGACUACGCAACGUCCAAGUAAACCUAUCCGACGACCCGUUCAACAACUACGUUGCUUUACGGGAGAAGAUCCUUGACAACACAAUAAACAGACUCCGAAGCACAAUGGCGGAAAUAACUGAGAACAUGGUGGCUGUGAACAUGCCAGAACCGUCGUUCGACAAAACCAAGAUCAAACUCGACACAUUGGAGAUGAAAGUUGACGCAACGCAAUGUCUCAAGAACGACUAUAUUGCGUUUAGAGGUUACGGAAACUUACUGAAUAACUGGUAUUCGGAGUUCAGAUGUCCGCUCAGUAAGAAGGACAAGAAGUGCGCCGCAUAUCACGCGAAACUGCGAGAGAAGAAAGGCAACAAGCGAUUUAGGAAUAGAAGUUGA
Molecule: messenger RNA, 834 nt
Organism: Pieris macdunnoughi
Lineage: Eukaryota; Metazoa; Arthropoda; Insecta; Lepidoptera; Pieridae
Source: the annotation of a GenBank genome assembly